AUGAAACCUGGUGCCAUUUUCAUCAACACAUCCCGUGGCGAAGUGGUGGAUCAGGAUGCUCUUCUACGCGCUUUAACUCGGCCUGGUGGUCUUGGUGGUGCUGGAUUGGAUGUAACUACACCCGAACCACUUCCAACUGAUAGUCCUCUGCUUGCUUUGUCAAACUGUCUUGUUCUACCCCAUAUUGGUAGCGCCACUAAAGAAACAAGAAUGUUAGUCUAA
Protopolystoma xenopodis is the source of this 222-nucleotide messenger RNA. Lineage: Eukaryota; Metazoa; Platyhelminthes; Monogenea; Polystomatidea; Polystomatidae. The record is from the annotation of a GenBank genome assembly.